UUUGAUAUGAGAAAACCACAAAUGAGGCCUACAAACUUGACCACCACAACAGGAAUUUUAAACAGCAGUUAGUGUCACGCUGUUGUAGCAAUUAAAACGCCCCUGAGUCAAUCUUACAACCUAGCUAUAUAAAUACGUGUGUCCUUGGUCUUUGCCAUUCCAGAAACCCAUAUAAAUCAGAUCCUCCGCUUACUCUGUUGUAUACCACCACCACGCAAAGGGACCAGAAGAAUGAACCACCUAUAUCCCCCCUAUCCACCGCAGGAUCCAUUCAAUUCGCAGUCUACGUACCCAUCGUCCGGUCAAUCUCUGCCGGUGCAGCUUUUUGCCUUUUCAGGAGCACCCCAUGCUCAGACACCAAUUUCAUCCAAUGCGCCUACGUAUAUACAGGCAUUGAAAAGUCUCAUCGAAGCAAUGGUCUAUAGGAGCCACCAAAGCCGUGCGCCGAUAGUCCAGACACGCGCGGGAUUGGGCUUUUACGUCGCCCGUAUCAUGUGCCAGGACGAAGGUCGAAUGAUCGGACACGGAGUCUACGGUACUACAGAAGAAAAGGCUGUCUGGAACCUGAUGAUGGAACUGAGAAAUCAGGAAGAGUGGGCGACGGGACCGUCACGGUCACCACAGGGCGCCUUGAAUGAAGCCUAGACAAACGUGGAGACAGGCCAGUAUGAACGAAUGCAUUUUUCUGCUAUGAACAAGCGAUUGCGCAUGUCCCAUACGAACCAUGGUGGCACAUUUGGGGCCCUCGUAUACUGAGACUCAUUCACUAGAAUUCCAUAUGUUCCAGAAGGCAAAUGAAUGCAAGGCUUUGCCGAUAUCAUGAACAACUUAACCAUCUCAUAUCAUAAAGAUAUGUGCCGUUUUCGUCC
Pseudovirgaria hyperparasitica is the source of this 869-nucleotide messenger RNA. RefSeq lists its product as uncharacterized. NCBI's taxonomy places the organism in Eukaryota, Fungi, Ascomycota, Dothideomycetes, Acrospermales, Acrospermaceae. The record is from RefSeq and is a predicted model, not a curated record. The coding region runs from base 232 to 645 and encodes 137 amino acids. The transcript is spliced from 2 exons.